Messenger RNA from Arvicanthis niloticus (Nile rat), 779 nucleotides. The record is from RefSeq and is a predicted model, not a curated record. NCBI's taxonomy places the organism in Eukaryota, Metazoa, Chordata, Mammalia, Rodentia, Muridae.
AUGAAGCUGUACAACCUCGGUGUCCUUUACAAAGGCGAACUAAAAGCGGUGCUGCUCAAAGCCGCGUACGACGUGUCUUCUUUUAGUUUCAUCCAGAGGUCCAGUGUUCAGAAAUUCAAGACCUUUACAAGUCAACUGAUUGUGGAACGCUCAGCGAAAGGCAGCAGAGCUUCUGUCAAAGAACAAGAGUAUCUUUGCCAUGUCUACGUCCGGAGCGACAGUCUGGCAGGUGUGGUCAUUGCUGACAACGAAUACCCUUCCAGAGUGGCCUUCACCUUGCUGGAGAAGAUACUAGAUGAAUUCUCCAAGCAGGUCAAUAGAAUAGACUGGCCAGUAGGGUCCCCUGCUACAAUCCAGUACACAGCCUUGGAUGGUCACCUUAGUAGAUACCAGAACCCCCGAGAAGCUGAUCCCAUGAGUAAAGUACAGGCCGAACUGGAUGAGACCAAAAUCAUUCUGCACAACACUAUGGAGUCUUUGUUAGAGCGAGGCGGGAAGCUUGAUGACUUGGUAUCCAAAUCAGAAGUACUGGGAACACAGUCGAAAGCCUUCUAUAAAACUGCCCGGAAACAAAACUCAUGCUGUGCAAUCAUGUGACAUAGCCCACAGAGGCAGGCGCUGGACCGUCGUGUCACAUCAGCCCCUGGAGACAGCAGUGUCCUAGAAGAGGAUCUGGAGCCAGGCAGACUGGCUGCUUUUAUUUUGAAGUUCUCAAGAGGAAUGGAGGGAUGAUUUAAGGGUGGGAACAUUGAAGUUCGUAUGUGUGGCUGUGACUUUGG